This is a messenger RNA of Ailuropoda melanoleuca (giant panda), 201 nucleotides long. Its product is annotated as ATP synthase subunit ATP5MPL, mitochondrial-like. The record is from RefSeq and is a predicted model, not a curated record. Gene Ontology annotation, cellular component: mitochondrion; proton-transporting ATP synthase complex. Lineage: Eukaryota; Metazoa; Chordata; Mammalia; Carnivora; Ursidae.
AUGCUUCAAAGCCUUUUUAAAAAUGUUUGGAUCCCCAUAAAGCCCCACUAUACCCAAGUUUACCAGGAGAUUUGGGUAGGAAUGGGUUGGCAGGCUUAGGUUUAUAAAAUCAGGAGUGCUGAUAAAAAAAGCAAAGCUUUGAAAGCUUCGAGUCCUGCACCUGCCCGUGGUCAUCUUUACCCAGCUUUCCUUGGAGUAUAG